This is a messenger RNA of Dermacentor andersoni, 642 nucleotides long. The record is from RefSeq and is a predicted model, not a curated record. Lineage: Eukaryota; Metazoa; Arthropoda; Arachnida; Ixodida; Ixodidae.
GUGAACCAUUUGCGUCCGGGCCUGUUUGUGGAUACGGCGAUUUAGCCAGAAGAUGGGAAUCUGCUCGAUACAUUCGCAUUCCAUGUCUCGUUCUACGCAGCGUCCCCGGACAUGACCUUCAUUCGUGGAUCACAAGCGCGGCUUGCCGUAACCCUGCCCGUGCUAGCUGGCCUCUUGGCGCCGAUGGCCGCUGCACAAGGAUUAUCGUGCGCCGGUGCUUCGAGCAUCAAGUUCACCGGGGCCCUGGCGCCGUUGACGCUCGGCAGUGAUCACGUGAUCGGGAACAAGGGCCUCCGGGGACUCAUCGUGUGGAUCCACGGAGUGUUCGGCGCCAUCUUGGUACCCUCGGAGGACCCAAUGGCAGUUUUGAAAACAAAGCGAGCCGAACUACAAUCUGGAGAGUACGGCCACGUGGCGUGGACCUUGGUCAGGCAGAACGUGCUCGUCUUCCUCCUAAUCCUAAUGUCCCUCAGCCUGUGCCUGGUGCUGCCCGUCGUCGCCAUAGCGGCGAUCGCCUGCCACCGCGUGUGCUGGUGUUGCAGCUUCUGGUCGAGGCCCGACGGCUACGAGUCGGUCCUCGAAACGAGAUCGCGCAAGAACUGGACCUACGUGUUCUACGUGGUCGUCGUGAUCAUGUCGUAA